Quercus lobata is the source of this 728-nucleotide messenger RNA. Its product is annotated as methionine-S-oxide reductase. The record is from RefSeq and is a predicted model, not a curated record. The transcript has a single exon. NCBI's taxonomy places the organism in Eukaryota, Viridiplantae, Streptophyta, Magnoliopsida, Fagales, Fagaceae. Bases 114 to 488 code for a protein of 124 amino acids.
CGAUGACAAUUCAAAAUACAAAGCCCAAGUCUGUUUUAUAAACCACCCUCUCAUCCUUUUGUUCUCAGCGUCAACAACAACAACAAUUCCUAAAACCCAACGAACGCCAAUCAAUGGCUUCCGUCUACAGCUGCACGGAAUGUGGGACAAACCUCAAUCUGAGCUCAGCCCACCUCUACCCAUCAGACUUUUACUUCGAGGCUGGGAACAAAGGCACACUUUCCUUCUCAUGGGUCGACUCGUCCAAGUUCAGGUUCGAGAAAGAGGACAAGAUCAGACCCUUUUUCGAGACUCUCAACUACUGGGGCAUACAGAGGAAAAGGACCAAGAUCAUUUGCAAUAGCUGUGGCCGUGUUGUUGGUCACGUGUACGAUGAUGGUCCUCCCAUGACUGACAGUCCUGGUCAGUUUCACAUGGGACCUAGCCAGGUCAUUCCUAGAGCUCCCAGAUAUCGGAUCAAGACCAAGGCGCUUCAGAUCACAUCCUAAAACCUGAAACUGAAAUUGGGUAUUUGGUUAUUUGUGUUUUUGAGGUUUUGGGUGUGUAUUUUUUUUUUUUUUUUCGAAAGUCAAAUGGGGUUUUGGGUCUUUUGGGUUUCUGAGGCUUUACAUAUGUUGUUAUAUACUUUUGUAUAGAAAAGGUUCGGUUUUGCAAUAUUUUGACUUUCAUUGUAUAUAAUAUAUAUUUUGGUCGAAAUAAAAUGGCUGUUGAUCUUGUUUUUAGUACUA